Messenger RNA from Lineus longissimus, 2170 nucleotides. Its product is annotated as neuroligin-4, X-linked-like. The transcript has 9 exons. Lineage: Eukaryota; Metazoa; Nemertea; Pilidiophora; Heteronemertea; Lineidae. The record is from RefSeq and is a predicted model, not a curated record. Bases 159 to 1922 code for a protein of 587 amino acids.
CACUAAGCCAUCAUUUCGACCAAUCGGUAGGCCUACAAGUAGGCAUUCCGGUACUCUGAAGCAGCGAAGAUCAGGAGACUGGCAUAACUGGAGGACAACAAGCCUGUCGCCUGAUUAUCCCGCUGUCGCCUAUUGAUUGAAAGCGCUCUAACUUAAAGAUGAAUUUCACAAUUCUCCUCGUAUCCACUUUGUUUUGUGUCUCUGUUGUGACGGCAGGAAGAAACGUUCGCGUUAAAACUAAACAAGGGGAAAUAGUCGGGAAACGGAAAACGUAUCAGUACAAAACAGGUGAAGUGACGAAUGUAGUCGACUCGUUCUUGGGCGUCCCCUACGCCACGCCACCCACGGGGGAGUUGCGCUUGAAGGACCCCUUGCCCUGGACGGGGCAACAUGGAGGGCGAUACUUCAAAGUCAAACCCGCUUGUAAACAGAACAUGGAAUGGAUUACCGACAUCAUUGAACUCCCGGAAGUCGAAGUUGGACAGAGCGAAGAUUGUCUGCAUCUCAAUAUAUUUUCCCCGAAAGAGAAAAAAGACAAUUUGUAUCCAGUUAUGAUGUUCAUCCAUGGCGGAAGUUUAUUGGGAGGAACCGGAAACUGGUUUGAUGGUCAUGUACUUGCGCAGUUCGGUGUAGUGGUAGUCUCGAUCAAUUAUCGGUUAAACGCUUUAGGUUAUCUUACUGAUGGCAAUUCAACCUCUGACUUACCCGGUGACUAUGGCAUCUUUGACCAAGUAAUGGCUUUGAAGUGGAUCCAGGAACAUAUUCGAGCAUUUCGAGGAGACCCGGACAAGGUGACCAUAUUUGGUAACAGCGCCGGUGGCUGGAGCGUCAGUCUUCAUUUGAUACUGGAGCAAUCCAAAGGUCUUUUCCACCGAGCUAUCGUCCAGAGUGGUCCACUAAAUGCGGCUGUGUCCCAUGCCACAAUAGGAGAGGUAGCCAGUGAUUUAUCACGGGUGGCAAAGAAAGUAGGGUGCUCAGGAACAAGCGCCGACAUCAAGAAGUGCGUAAGGGAAGCUAAUGCGACGAUAAUAACUCAGAAAUAUGGUAACCCAGCACAAGCGGUAUUGUACGUUGGCAGCAGGACAUUACCGCAAGAACCUGCCUUCAUGCUCAGAAAUGCCCCGUUGAAUAAAGUCCCUGUCAUGAUAGGAAAUGUGGCUCACGAAGUGGCAAGAUUCUUCAGCGUCAUGGACGAUGUUGACUGGUUCCCAAUAACAAACAAAGGGAUUCUUGCCCUCCACGAAAUUACUGAGGAAAAACUUAUCAAGGCGACGAGGUUCAUCCUAGGUGCAAUAUUCGUCGACCUCCCCACCAGGUUACAGAGGCUGGUGCUGCACGAAUAUAGGUCUUGGACUACCCUUGAUGAUGAGGAAAAGACAGUGGAGUCAUUCAUUAAUAUGAUGUCUGAUAUUGUAAUGGUCGCCCCAACAGUCCAAAUGGCCUCUAUUCUCCAUUCGCGAGGUGUUCAGCCUUACCUUUACCUCUUCUCGCACAAAAUGAUGAUGGACCUGAAGCACGAGAAAGUGUCCAAUUUCACUUGGUUGAGCAACUACAGCUACCACGAAUCUGAACUGGCCUACGUGUUCGGGGCCCCUGUGUCACGGACAGCCAUGAAGUCGGUGUGGCACUCGUCCGAAGGCUACACGGACGCCGAUCGCUAUGUCAGUACAAAUGUUAUGAGACUUUGGACGAACUUCGCCAAAUAUGGUGAACCAACCAGAGACGGUGUGGCACCACAAGAUAUCCAAUGGACACCUUUUAACCCAGAAACAACUGACUACCUCGACAUAGGGACGACGAAGUUCGAAAUGAAACAGAAUCUGAGGGCGGAGAAAGUAGACUUUUGGAACAAAGUCAUGCCUGCCCUAGAGAAAGGAAUGACUGACGAUGAAGGACCGACACCUCCUCCGGUCUUCGUAUAAGACUGAAUUUGAAUGCUUUCAAACCGGACAAGGAUGUGGCGUAAUCGUGAUAUUAAUUAUUUAUUGUCUCACUCUUUUCAGUUAGCGAGAAGUCUGUAGUCCUGCUGUGUGGCAGGAUGAUAGGAGCCAAGGUUUAGAUGCAUAGACAACUCUCCAGCUUACCUACAUACAAUACUUUCACAAAGAAAAGGAGAAACGUCUUUUUUACCACGUUUCCAAAUCAAAUCCAAUUAUGAGAUGACAAUUCA